CAGCAGCAGCAGCGUGUUUCUGCUAGAUGCAGUCAGUCAGUGUCGAGCCUCACUGGUCUCAGCCGGCGAUCAACGCACUACAGUUUAGCUGCUGGAAAACAGGCAAAGGCAGACUGAAAGAAAAGAGUCGGAUUAUUUGUUUCUGGGAGUUUUUUUUUUUCACGGAGAAGCGAAGAGAGAAUCCAAAGCGAUCAGUUUGGACUUGAUGAGAAAGUCAAGAAGUCCCGCUCCUGGAGUGACCAGCGGAAUAUGAUUUGAAUCAGAGGAACGUAGAAAGCUGUGGCUCACUAACAGGAUGAAUCUCCGCUCGCUUCAUGCCGUCAUGCUGCUGUGGGCUUUGUGCCCCACUGUUCAGGCCCAGUGUGAUAAAUCACCCCAGACCAACAAGCUGAACCUCUCCGUCACCUACGAGCUCCCAGCGUUCACUGCAGACUUCCCCAUCCAGAACAUGGUGACGCUGGAUGGGAUCAUCUACGCCGGGGCUGUGAACAGAAUCUACGCCCUGGCUCCGAAUCUUACAAAGCUGUCAGAGUAUCACACGGGGCCGCUGCUUGCCAAUGAGACUUGCGGCCAGAAAGUGACCAGUGGCAGGGAGGACAACCACAACAUUGCUUUGGUGGUGGAGCACAUUUAUGACAAGGGGUUGUACAGCUGCGGCUCGGCAGACAAUGGUGUUUGCCGUCGUCACGUCCUGGAUGACGGCAUUAGCCCGAAAACUGUAGACAAAGAUGUCUACUGCUUUGCCGACAAGGUGAAUCUAGGAAAGGGUCAACCGAUUGAUGCGGAUGUUGUGGUCAGCCCUUCAGGAUCUCAGGUGCUCAAUGUGGAAAGCAACGUCAUCACGUUCUUUGUUGGGAACUCUGAGAUCCCAGGACUAGGAAACAUGUCAGCCUCUGCAACAAAUCCCCACACCCUUUCACUACGGAAGAUGAAGACGAGCCAGAAUGGCUUCUCUUUCUUCUCCAACCACUCCUACAUGGACCUGAUUCCUUCUCUACGUGGAAACUAUUACCUGCGUUACGUUUACUCCUUCCACAGUGGACCUUUCACCUACUUUCUCACAGUGCAGAGGGUGAGCAGGCACUCCCAGGCCUACCACACCCGUAUAGUCCGCAUGUGCUCCUCAGACCUCGUGAUCCGCCGUUACGUGGAGAUGCCCCUUGAAUGCAUCAGCACAGAUAAAAGGCGACGUCGCUUCUUGGACGACGUCAAGGUAUUCAACAUCCUCCAGGCAGCCCACGUCACCAAGGCGGGCAAUGAUGUUGAACUGCAGAAGCAGCUUAAAGUGGAGGAAGGUGAUGACGUGCUGUUCGCUGCCUUUGCCCAGGGGAAGCCGAACUCUCCAGAGCCGACCCCUAACUCGGCCGUCUGCGCUAUAUCCCUGAAACACAUCAACAACAUGUUCAAGAUGUACAUGCACAGGUGCAACACAGAGGACCCGUAUCACUUCACUGGAUCAGACAAGAAGUCCUGCUACAAUGUGAGUUCAUCAGACGACUGCGGCCCACAUGAGGGAAUCCAUGAAGGGAAAGAGAGUAAUUACCGCCUGCAGGUGACCCAGUUUGUCCAGAGGUUGGAGUACUGGCACAAAGAGUUGACAAACACCUUGGUUACGUCUAUCACCGUGGUGCCAGUCCAUGGCCGUGCAGUGGCAUACCUGGGCACCGCUGACGGACGCCAUAUCCAGGUGCUGUUCUCCCGAUUUGCGUCUCCUCAUGUCAACAUCCGCCUGGACUCCAGACCCGUCUCCGCCGUAGCGCUGCUGGACACUGACGGCUCAGAUGGAGCCCUGCUGGUGGCCACAGGCAACAAGGUCACUAAGGUCCCUCUGAUUGGCCCCGGCUGUGAUCAGCUGACCACCUGUACUUCCUGUUUGCUGUCGUCACGGGUGACAGAAUGUGGCUGGUGUGAUGGACGCUGCACCAGAGCCGACCAGUGUCCCUCCUCCUCGGCGUGGACGCAGGACUACUGCACACCUGUCAUCACGAAGGUUUUCCCAACCUCUGGACCAAUUCGAGGCUCUACAGUGGUGACGAUGUGUGGGCGCAACUUCGGCUUUGACAAGACAGAGAGCUUCAAGGCGUCCCUGGUAACAGUGGAGGUGGCGGGAGCUCCCUGCAAACUUUCCAGACUCGACAACAUCAACAGGUGGACUGAGAUGCAGUGUUCCCCAGUGUUCAGUGGGAACUUCACCCCGUCGGGACACACAGUGAAGGUCACCAGUGGCCACAAGGUAUCCAAGAUGGAGGGCUUCUCCUUUGUGGACCCUGAGAUCCAUGAAAUCUUCCCGACAUUUGGGCCGAAGUCUGGAAACACCAUGCUGACCAUCAGAGGAGCCUUCCUGGACACUGGGAACAAGCGAGAGGUGACGAUAGGGAAAGCAGCCUGUAAGAUCCAGAGCUUGUCGUCCGCCAUGCUGACCUGUAAGACGCCGCCAAACGCUGUUCUCUCCAAGCAACCCGUGAAGCUGACGAUUGACUCGGUGGAGCGCCACACGCCUGCGCUGUUCACCUACAACCAAGACCCCAUCAUCAACAGCAUCCAGCCGUCUCGCUCCUUCGUCAGUGGAGGCUGCACAGUGUCGGCUCAUGGCUUCUUCCUCCAGUCCGGCCUCCAGCCCCAGAUGGUCCUCACCACCGGUCAGGAUGCUCAAGUCUUCCAUGUGAGCUGUGUGUACGGUGAGAACCGAACAUCCAUCCAGUGCACCACGCCCUCUCUGGCCAAACUGGCUCUGCAGCCGCCCGUGGUCACCAAGGUGGCGUUUGUGCUGGACGGCUACUCUACAGAUCAGUGGGACCUGAUCUAUGUGGAGGACCCGCUCUUCCAGGACCCCAAACUCACAUCUAAGGACAACAAGAGCAUUGUGGAGCUCAAGGGUGACCGGAUGGACCGGGAGGCGAUGAAGUGUCAGGUUCUGACCGUUUCCAACCACAGCUGUGAGAGUCUGACUCUGAUUGGAAACACUCUGGAGUGCACCGUCCCCACCGAGCUGCAGGCCGCCACCUCCAAGGAGCUGCAGGUGGAGUGGCGCCAGGCGGACUCCAUCAGACAUCUGGGCAAAGUGACGCUGGCUCAGGAGCAGGACUACACAGGCCUAAUCGUUGGCUGCGUGUGUGUCACCCUGCUGCUGAUGCUGCUGGGAACGCUGCUCAUGUGGAGACGGAACAAACACAUUGAUGAUCUGUCUGAGGUGUGGUAUGAUGGCCGGGGUCACAUCCAGCAUCUGGACAGGCUGGCUAACGCGAGGAGUGUCAGCCCCACUAACGAAAUGGUCUCCCACGAGUCAGUCGACUAUAGAACAACCCUGCUGGAGGAUCAGGGCACCGACAGGCCCGAGACAUGCCGGGGGGCUCCUCCCAUCUACGGAGGCAAUGGAGAGCUUCUGUCCCCCAGACUGGGAGCACUGGGAGGUGGGAUGGGUCUGGGGAUGGAAGGCGAGCUGGUGUCCCCACUGCUGAUGGCCCCGGUUCACAUCGACCCAUCCUGCCUCCACCCUGACCUGCUGACUGAGGUGCAGCACGUGGUGAUCGCCCGGGAGCAGCUGCUGCUCCACCUCAACCAGGUCAUUGGCAGAGGUCAUUUCGGCUGCGUUUUCCAUGGAACACUCCUUGAGCCAGACGGGCAGAAGCAGCACUGCGCUGUCAAGUCGCUGAACCGCAUCACAGACCUGGAAGAGGUGUCCCAGUUCCUGAAGGAGGGGAUCAUCAUGAAGGACUUCAGCCACCCGAACGUUCUCUCUCUGCUGGGAAUCUGUCUGCCGCCAGAGGGCUCGCCGCUGGUGGUUCUGCCCUACAUGAAGCACGGAGACCUGCGCAACUUCAUCCGCGAUGAGGGACAUAACCCAACAGUGAAGGACCUGAUGGGCUUCGGGCUGCAGGUGGCCAGAGGGAUGGAGUAUCUGGCCAGCAAGAAGUUCGUCCACAGAGACCUCGCUGCCAGGAACUGCAUGCUGGAUGAGAGCUACACGGUGAAGGUGGCCGACUUCGGACUGGCCCGAGAUGUUUAUGAUAAAGAAUAUUACAGCGUCCACAACAAGAGUGGAGUCAAGCUGCCCGUCAAGUGGAUGGCUCUGGAGAGUCUGCAGACGCACAAGUUCACCACCAAGUCAGACGUGUGGUCGUUUGGCGUGUUGCUAUGGGAACUGAUGACCCGUGGAGCUCCACCAUAUUCGGAUGUGAACUCCUUCGACAUCACUGUGUUCCUCCUGCAGGGGAGGAGGCUGCUGCAGCCCGAGUUCUGCCCUGACGCCCUUUACACGGUGAUGAUCGAGUGCUGGCAUCCGAAGCCGGAGCGGCGGCCCUCCUUCUCCGAGCUGGUGUCCCGCAUCUCCGCCAUCUUCUCCAGCUUCAGCGGGGAGCACUACGUCCUGCUCAACACCACCUACGUCAACAUCGACAAGAUGAGCCCUUACCCUUCCCUCCUCAGCUCCACCACUACCACUGCAGAUUCCUCCUCUUCCUCACCCGACCCCUCCACCUCCACGUCCCUGCCCACCCAGUCCCCGUUUUUUUGCCACGUGGAGCGAGAGUGCUGCACCUGAGCGAGGGAGGUGGAGGUGCAGUGAGAGAGACUCAGAAAAGAGCAGUGAGGGGAUGAAGAACUACUGUAUGGAAACACUGGACACUGUAUGCUGAGGAAAAACAGCUUUCAGAGCUGUGACUGUUACUCAAUGUACAUAGAUCAUCGACCUUUGACCCUCUCGAGCAUCGCCACAUGACAGGGUCCUCCAUGAACUAUAUGGCUGACCUUAUGGACUUUUCUGACCUUUCAUUGACCCCGGGGAGCAUGAGGUCAGCUUCCUGCGUCCUCUACAAGACAGUUACAAGGAUCAGGAACUCCUCCUCGAAGAUUCCCAGCGGACAAAGCCACCGUCACAGAAGCACGACGCCAUUCAUCAAACACCCAAAAACAAUCAUUGACUGCUUUACCCACACAGGGAGAGGAUCGAUUUCUGCUUCAGCUCCUCUCUGGGUGGCAUGUGCUUCGAUACACACAGAUGUGGCUCAGACCUUUUUCGCUGUCUGUAAUGUGAAUGUUUGACAAAUGGCCAUGUAUUGUGUCGUGUAGAAAACGUCACACCUCCUGCGCCUGCACUCGACAGAGAGAAGGAAACCUGCUUUGAUAGACUGUGGCGCCUCGGGUGAGUAAACCAAGGCACCGCGGAGGUCGAUGGAGGCAGUGUAGGUGUAACGUGUGAAAAAAAACCCCUGCUGCCUGUGUGCAGUUCACUGGAUGCUUUAUUUGUAUAAUUGCAUUUGGACAAAUUGCUUUUUGCUUGGAAAAAAAAGCGUCUCAGCGCAGCCUCGCCGUGACUCACCUGUGUGAAAUCCCCAAAUGUUUCCAAGUGAAAAGGGUUACUAGCCAACAUUCAUUUUCCUUUUGUUUUUCUCCUGAAUCGUCCUGUCAUUUCAUAACCGUAACAACAUGCACACACCUGAAAGCUUUGAGGUUUUCUUGGGAAGACGAAGGAGAACAAAUGUGAACCAUGUCCUGCGUGUCAGAUCUGUCUCUUUAACUCACACGUCACUGACGGAGAACAUGCUCUACAUGAUAAUAAUCAUACACAGACGAAGGACAUGAUUAUUUUAACUCACGUUUGUUUCCUUUAACCAAAAACCCAAAAAGUUCAUCUGCAGCAUUUCAUUAGUUCAAUAACUUUGGUCAAAAUUUCAACAGAGUUUGUUGUUCCUUUCAGAGCUUCAGCUUUACGUCUGUGUCCUCGUCUGGCCUCAAACCAGGAGUGUGUUGUUAUGUGACUCUCAGUGACAGCUGUACAUCACUGUAACUUUAUUAUUAUGAAGAAAUGUUUCAAUGUUAAAAGGCUGUAGCAGCGUGUUUGCAGAUUUUAGCUUCUGAACCACAACUCAUGUAGACUUUGCACUUGUGUUGACCAUUUUUAAACCAUUGAUUUCUAUUCCAGGCAGCCUCUGACAUCCACUCAUUUCAGUUUAGUAUGAAAAUCUGAUUCUUGAAAUCUGAGCGUGUCAUCCAUCACAGUCAACAUCAAAUCUCCGUUAAGUUUUGUCUAUGAUUGUUGCGUUGUUAUGCAGUUAAAGUGCAGAUAGAGUGUGUGCUACAGUACGUGAUACUGUAAUGUAGAGAUAUGCCAAUUGAUCAUCAUAUCGACUACUGAUGAUUAAAAUGCUGAGGCCCCUGAGGAUUUAUAUUUGAGGGCAUAUGUAUUCAUAAAUUGUGUAAAAAUCCUCAUCAUGUUUGCUGAAGUAAUCUAGCACUAAUUUCCUAAAAAAAAUAGUUUUACAGCAGAAGCAGGGAAAUCGUCGUCUUAAUUUCACGCCUUCUUUUUCUUGUCAAAAAGUGGUGCCUGUUGGCGCUUCGUAACUCAACUCUUUCACCUCAGCCCCCGGUGGUUUAUGAUCCCUGCUGCUGGUGUCUGUGUCUUUCUUUCUUCACACCUGAACUAAACCACAGUGCUGUGCCAAAAUAAUUAUCGCCAACUAUGUUGCAUGGUUGUAAUAAAAAGUGUGAGUAUGAUAAAGUAUCAGUAUCAGAUAGGGUUGGGUACUGUACUUGGUGAUUUUAAGGGUAUCCACCGAAUUACAUCGGUGCCAGCAAGUACUGAUUUACGUUAAAUCAAUCAGUGCCAAAUUGUGAUACUCAGCCUUAACGAUUGACAGUCGGUCGGACAGACAGAUGUGUCACACUAGCCUCACGCUUCUAGUAACCGACGUCACUUAAAGCAUUUUAUCAGAUUUCAUUCAUGACUAAAAUAUAUUAGAAUAUAUUCAAACAUUUGCUUCCAUCAGGGCAUUUUGUGCAUGUGAUAUAUGAUGGAUUACACGACUCACAGUUUCAAGAGUUUUUAUAUUGUACUGACGUAAACAGAAACUAACGGCUGUUUUGAACAGGAAAAAAACAUUACCUUUUCUAAAACACAUAACUGAUAAAGUAAAAAUAAUUUGUCACAAACUUGAUAAAACUUUCAAACCACUGCAGAGGUCAUUUCCCCCGUGUGUUUGCUUUGUGUAGCAGAUGAUGUCUCUUUGUGUUUAUGUGAAUGGCUGCUGAUGUGACUGGGCCAUUGACAGACAGGUAUGAAUGUUUGCUAUGACAAGAAAAUUGCUGUACUAUAUUUUUGUAUCGAUGAUGAGCCUCUUGUUUUAAAUCUGGUCCGACCGGAGGACCAGCGGGGAGUGGAAAGUGCCACGAACGACGAACAAAGCCAACUAAUCAGUCUUUUGUUUUCUAGACAAACCACUGCCAUUUUGUAAAUAAGAGAAGGGAUCACAUGGAUGUGUGUGUGGGCUCGCAGCAUGCAGAGCCUGGCGUCUGGGCAGACGCUCAUUUAGCUCCCGAUCAUUACGGUUAGAUCACUGUGCAAACAGUAAAGAGUUAACAAACCUCACAGACUGCUGUCACUUUGAUCAUGUGAUUCUCCAACACGUUGUCUGUGCUGAACACUGUCUGAUCUCUGUUCUCUGUGUGUGUGUGUAAGAUUUUGUUGUACAUAAAAAUUCCUGAAGGUACAUGUUCCUCUGUGAUGUCAAAUCAACUUUGUCAGUGUAAUAAAGCUAUACUAUCAGAGUUA
Epinephelus lanceolatus (giant grouper) is the source of this 7546-nucleotide messenger RNA. It is a transcript of the gene met, whose product is annotated as MET proto-oncogene, receptor tyrosine kinase. Gene Ontology annotation, molecular function: protein binding; ATP binding; transmembrane receptor protein tyrosine kinase activity. The record is from RefSeq and is a predicted model, not a curated record. Lineage: Eukaryota; Metazoa; Chordata; Actinopteri; Perciformes; Serranidae. Gene Ontology annotation, cellular component: semaphorin receptor complex; plasma membrane. Gene Ontology annotation, biological process: semaphorin-plexin signaling pathway; cell surface receptor protein tyrosine kinase signaling pathway; protein phosphorylation.